Messenger RNA from Colletotrichum godetiae, 1746 nucleotides. RefSeq names its product asparagine synthase. Gene Ontology annotation, cellular component: cytosol. The record is from RefSeq and is a predicted model, not a curated record. The coding region runs from base 1 to 1746 and encodes 581 amino acids. The transcript has 10 exons. NCBI's taxonomy places the organism in Eukaryota, Fungi, Ascomycota, Sordariomycetes, Glomerellales, Glomerellaceae. Gene Ontology annotation, molecular function: asparagine synthase (glutamine-hydrolyzing) activity.
AUGUGUGGUAUCUUCGCCUGUCACCGUCAUCCCGACGUACAAAAGUUCAAGCCUACGGCUUUGAAGCUUGCAAAGGCCAUCCGUCACCGUGGCCCCGAUUGGAGCGGAAGCGUCAUUUCCAACAAGACGAUUCUGUGCCAUGAGCGUCUUAGCAUCGUCGGCGUCGCAGAGUCCGGUGCCCAGCCCCUUACCAACGAGGAUGAGAGCAUCGUCCUCGCCGUUAACGGUGAAAUCUACAACCACCGUCUGAUCCGCAAGUCCCUCAAGCACAAAUACCACUUCAAGACCGGCUCCGAUUGCGAGGUUGUCAUCCCUCUGUACAUGGAGUAUGGCCUCGAUGCCCCGAAGCACCUCGACGGCAUGUUCUCCUUUGUUUUGUACGAUAAGAAGCAGGACCGCACAAUCGCCGCCCGCGACCCCAUCGGCAUCACCACCCUCUACUACGGCUGGUCCUCAAAAGAGCCCGACGCGGUCUACUUUGCCUCCGAGCUGAAGUGCCUGCACAGUGUCUGCGACAAGGUCGAGGCCUUCCCCCCUGGUCACAUCUACGACUCUGCCACUGGCAAGACCACAAGAUACUUCGAGCCUACCUGGUGGGACGCCGCAAAGGUCCCCGAGACCCCUCUCGACCUUAAGUUGAUCCGCGAGAAGCUCGAAAAGUCAGUCAGAAAAAGGCUCAUGGCUGAGGUACCAUACGGUGUCCUGUUGUCCGGUGGUCUGGAUUCCAGUUUGGUCGCGGCCAUUGCCCAAAGGGAGACUUUGCGGUUGAAGCAGGCUGCCCUCGAUGCCAAUGGUGGCGCGCUUCCCAUGACGGAGAACCCCGAUACUGGCGAUGGCAUGGUCGGUAUCGACGACGAUAACAAGCUGUCGACUGUCACAUAUCUUCCCCAGCUCAACUCCUUCUCUAUCGGUCUCCCAGGAUCGCCCGAUAACAAGGCUGCCCUCGAGGUCGCCAAGUUCCUCGGCACCAAGCACCAUGUCAUGACCUUCACGAUUGAGGACGGCCUGAACGCUCUGUCCGACGUCAUCUACCACCUCGAGACAUACGAUGUCACCACGAUCCGUGCCUCCACACCGAUGUACCUCCUUUCCCGUAAGAUCAAGGCCAUGGGCAUCAAGAUGGUUCUCAGUGGUGAGGGAAGUGACGAGAUCUUCGGAGGCUACCUUUACUUCCACGCCGCUCCCGACAAGAAGGCAUUCCACGAGGAGACUGUUCGCCGUGUCAAGAACUUGCAUCUUGCUGACUGCCUGCGUGCCAACAAGUCCACCUCCGCUUGGGGUCUUGAGGCGCGUGUGCCCUUCUUGGACAAGGAGUUCCUCGAGGCCUGCAUGAACAUCGACCCCUCAGAGAAGAUGAUCACCAAGGAGAAGAUGGAGAAGUACAUCCUCCGUAAGGCGUUUGAUACCUCUGACGAGCCCGGCGCCGAGCCGUACCUCCCGGACAACAUUCUGUGGAGACAAAAGGAGCAGUUCUCCGAUGGUGUCGGAUACGGAUGGAUCGACGGGCUCAAGGACAACGCCGAGCUCCACGUUACGGACGAGAUGAUGAAGAACCCCAAGCCGGAAUGGGGCACCGACAUUCCGGACACCAAGGAGGCAUACUGGUACCGCCUCAUGUUCGACGAGCACUUCCCGCCGCAUUGCGCCUCGACCGUUAUGCGCUGGACCCCCACAUGGUCCAAGCAGACGGAUCCCAGUGGCAGAGCUAUUGCCGUCCACGAGCAAAAGUACGAGACUGCCGCAUAA